AUGGUUCAAUCAUCAGUCUAUCUAGGGGCCUUACUGGCUGCUUUGCCCUCGGCAUAUGCCGGUUUCAACGCUAGCUCCACGCAAAACAUCGCCGUGUACUGGGGCCAAAACUCGGCAAACCAAGCAGACUCCCAGCAACGCUUAUCCACCUACUGUGCCAAUGCUGAGAUAGAUAUCAUUCCGAUUGGUUUCUUGAAUGGCAUUAGCCCGGUUAUUACCAACUUCGCCAAUGCAGGCAACAACUGUACGGCUUUUGCUGAUAAUAAGAAUGCACUUAACUGCCCACAAAUUGAGCAGGACAUUAUUACAUGUCAACAAACAUACGGCAAGACAAUUCUCAUUUCGCUGGGAGGUGGAUCUUAUACUCAGGGUGGCUUUUCCUCCACCGAUGUUGCCACGUCUGCUGCCCAGACGGUCUGGAACAUGUUUGGUCCCGUCAACCCAAACAGCAAUGUAGACCGGCCAUUUGGCUCCGCCGUAGUGGAUGGCGUCGACUUCGACUUUGAGUCUGGUGUCAACAACUUGGAACCUUUUGCCGCUGAGUUGCGGAGUUUGAUGGACGCUUCUGCAUCUUCUGCAAACAGGAAGUUUUAUCUGUCUGCUGCGCCGCAAUGCGUCUAUCCCGAUUACGCCGACAACCCGGCCCUUAAUGGUUCUGUUUUCUUCGACUUCAUUAUGAUCCAGUAUUACAAUAACGGAUGUGGAGUCAGCAGCUAUGUUCCAGGAGCAUCGACUCAGUGGAACUACAACUUUGACGUCUGGGACAACUGGGCACAUACCGUCAGCAAGAACCCCAACGUCAGAAUUCUGCUCGGUAUUGCCGCCAACACUGGCGCUGCUAGCGGAUACGUAUCCGGAACGCAGCUCUCUGCGGUCAUCUCAUUCACAAAACAGUACUCAAGCUUUGCAGGUAUCAUGAUGUGGGACAUGUCCCAGCUGUACGAAAAUUCCGGUUUCCUGGACCAAGUUGUCAGUGAUCUCGGGGCCUCUGGUUCAACCCCUCCCCCCACUAGUUCGUCUGGUGGUUCCAAGCCUACCUCUACCAGCGGCUCUACCGGCCCGACUGGUGGUGGCGGCGGUGGUAGUGUACCACAAUGGGGUCAGUGUGGAGGUCAAGGAUACACUGGUCCUACCCAGUGCCAGUCACCUUACACGUGCGUUGCUAGCAGUACCUGGUGGUCAUCUUGCCAGUAA
Messenger RNA from Trichoderma gamsii, 1194 nucleotides. Its product is annotated as glycosylhydrolase family 18-1. The transcript has 5 exons. The record is from RefSeq and is a predicted model, not a curated record. Gene Ontology annotation, biological process: carbohydrate metabolic process. Bases 1 to 1194 code for a protein of 397 amino acids. Gene Ontology annotation, molecular function: cellulose binding; chitinase activity. NCBI's taxonomy places the organism in Eukaryota, Fungi, Ascomycota, Sordariomycetes, Hypocreales, Hypocreaceae. Gene Ontology annotation, cellular component: extracellular region.